CACUACAAACACUUCUUCCUCUGAUCAUCACAUUAUUCUCUCUUUUUCUUCUCAUAUCUCACUCUUCUUCCUUCACGUACCUUCACUUUUCUGUCGACAAAAACCAGUACCCCUUCCAAUAACAUGGGUCAUGAAUGGAUCGGUGCAGAGAAGGAGUUCAAAUGGAGCGAGGAUGUCAAAGUUGAGAGUGAAGUGACUGAAAUUGUUCUUGUUCGCCAUGGAGAAACCACUUGGAAUGCUGCCGGAAGAAUCCAGGGACAAAUUGAAUCAGAUCUUAACGAGGUUGGACAAAAGCAGGCUGUUGCAAUCGCUGAGAGAUUGGGAAAAGAGGAAAGACCCGUAGCUGUGUAUUCAUCAGACCUCAAACGAGCCAAAGACACUGCUCUUAUGAUCGCCAAAACUUGUUUUUGUCCCGAGGUGAUUGAAGUACCUGACUUAAAGGAGAGGCACGUGGGUAGUCUUCAAGGGCUGUAUUGGAAAGAAGGAGCAGAGAAAGAACCUGAAGCUUACUCUGCCUUUUUCUCUUCCCAAAAUGACCUCGAGAUUCCGGGAGGAGGAGAGAGCUUUGACCAACUUUGUGAUAGAUCCAUGAAUGCUCUUGAGCAAAUUGCAAAGAAGCACAAAGGGGAGAGAGUGAUAGUGGUGACUCAUGGAGGAGUGUUGAGGGCAAUUUACUUGAGGAUCACACAAGCUUCCUCUGCAGGAAAACUCCUAAAUGCUUCAGUGAAUGUUGUUCACCGCCGUGACGAGAAAUGGAUAAUCGAUUCGUGGAGCGAUGUUUCACAUCUCUCUUCCGUUGGAUUUCUCCAACGUGGCUUUGAUGGAGACGCCAAAGCCUAGGGAACCUCCUCAUUCAUAUCUUAUGUCGAUCUAUCAAAGGCUCUAUAAAUAUUCUAUCCAUUUAAAGUGAUGUUUCUGUGUGUUUUUCUUAAAAUGUGUCAUCGAUGUUCUUGUGGAUCAGUACGUAUAUUCUUGUAUUUUGUACUACUCUAUUAAUAAAAUAUCUUCGUAUCU
Messenger RNA from Arabidopsis arenosa, 1014 nucleotides. NCBI's taxonomy places the organism in Eukaryota, Viridiplantae, Streptophyta, Magnoliopsida, Brassicales, Brassicaceae. The record is from the annotation of a GenBank genome assembly.